Molecule: messenger RNA, 2204 nt
Organism: Patiria miniata (bat star)
Lineage: Eukaryota; Metazoa; Echinodermata; Asteroidea; Valvatida; Asterinidae
Product: histamine N-methyltransferase-like
Exons: 3
Coding region: 167-1126 (319 amino acids)
Source: RefSeq, a predicted model, not a curated record
UCCCGCUUGUGUGUAGGAUCCGUGGUGUAGGAUCAAGGUUAACCUAUGUAGUUUGAGAACAUACAUGUAUUGGUGUGUAUCCAGCCACUUCGAAGGGUACAUUUCAACUUAUUGCAAGCAUUGUCAGUGAUUCUCGGUAUUUUUACAUAAGUUACGGAAUAGUAAUAUGGAGGUCCAGUUGGACAGUUCUUUUAGAUUUCACCCAACGCUUCCACUGGACGCGGACCACUACCAGAAAUGUUACAAGGCUUUCUGUGGGGCUCUGAUCUGCUGCGCCACGACAAGCCGCAAGAGCCUUGGCACAGCGAUCGACAACAGGCUGCUGGGUGUUGGUGCGAUAUUGACGGACAAGUUAGGCAGAAGGAUGGAGGGGCAGCAACCGCCAAUUGAUGAGCCACUUCGCCACCUGGGCGUUGGUAGUGGUUCUGGCCGGAUUGAAGGACACCUACUCCAGGUUCUCCUCGGUACAUUCAAGCAGAUCUACAGCCGUGUUUUGGAACCGAGUGGCGAGUCAAUAGCCAGCUACCAGGCUUUGGUGCAAGCGGACCCUUCUCUCGCCGAGGGUGUCGAAUUCGACUGGCGACAACAGACGUUGGAGGCCUACCAAGCCAGUGACGACAAAGGGCGCGAUGUAAAGUUUGACGUCAUCACAUCCAUGCACUCCAUUUACUACGGUGGCCGCAUGGAGGACAAAGUGCCCUAUUUGUACAACCUGCUGACGGAGGGCGGAGUUCUGCUAUUCGAACUCAAAUCCGAGACCGACGACCUGUCCCAAGUGCAAAGGCAUUUCCUUUCUCCAGAUAUCCCUGGUUACCGCUACUACACCGCACAGAAACUGCAGUCGUUCCUGGAUGCCAGCGAUAUCAAGUACGACCGCGUGGACGGUCCCCGCUACCACAUCGACGUUACAGAGUGUUUCGACAACAGGUCGACAGAGGGCGCACUCAUUCUGGAUUUUCUGUCCCACAUGAGGCAGUUCCGGAAAGAGGUUCCGGUGGAGAGGCGGGAAAUGUUCCUGGGUCUUUUGCGCCAGAACGCGCGCCCUGUCGGGGACAGGCUCAUGCUGACCCACGACACAUCAGUAGUGACCGUCCAGCGAACAGCCGGUCAGGAAUUCAAGGAGUGAGGGGUUCGAUUCCUCCCCAAGUCAUUUCACGUUGGUGGGCAUUGUGUCGUUGUUUUCUUUAAGUCGAUGGGAUUAUAUGUUGAUGCUUAUUAGCCUUGAAUUUCUUAAUAGGGGUUUUACAUUUUACGAAUACUUUUAGGUAAAAUCCCCGUCAUCUUUCAAUUUUUUUUUCGAAUGCAUUUUCCAAGAAUCCGAUGAAUAGAGCCUGAAAGUAAAAUGUCUCGUUGCGAGCUUCUGGACCCCUUGCGUGGCCGGCGGGCCGCCCGCUUACGGGCAUUUUACAUUAGAUUGCCCUUUUCUCGCUUAAAUUUUGGACAAAAUGAUUUUAAGCCGUAAUCAGCCCCAAGAAACAUUCAAGUUGGAAUUUUGUCUCGGUAUUCCUAAAGAAAACAAAAUGAUGCGCUUGAAGAUAGAAAAACGAAGUUUAAUUACGAACUUCCACAUCUGGCAUUAUCGUUCCUAGGUCUCCUUGUUUGCUCCCGUUUGGUUUUACAUAGGGUACUUGCGUAAGAACUAAAAAUUUUAGUUCUUACGCAAGUUAAUGUAUAACGCGAAGAUUUACGUACCUACAGCCGAUGGGUUCUAGAUUUAGUUGGGCUGGUUUAAAUGCAGUCCUCAUCAGCAGUUUCAUCGUUUAACGAGAACACCGAGUACACCGAGUACCAGACUAUGGUAUUCGAGUCUGCCGAAUUCCACUAGUCCACAUGUAUUUUAGAUUUUCGGAAACGAAAGGUCACAUUUUGGCACGAUAUUUCUCUAUCACGUCAUGCGAGAUUUCAGUUUCCAUCAAUGGAGAUGGCUAGUAACAAUUUUACAAAGGCCUUUUUCGAGGGUGAUUUUCUUGAGGAACCAAUACACCAAGCAAAUUUGCAAAUUCUGGAAAUUUCGCACGUUAGUUUUCCUGUUCAAGGGGUCUUAAAUAUAAGUCACAAAAAUAAGAGGGGCACUUAGUGCAAAUGUUUCAUGAGUACUGCUUAAAUAUUAACUCUCGUCAUAUUUAAAUGGGGUGUUUUGAUGCAUGACUGAAGUCAUUCAGUGAAUACUACCCCUGUAUACGCGAAAGGGGUGCAUUAUUCAG